Molecule: messenger RNA, 2235 nt
Organism: Apodemus sylvaticus (European woodmouse)
Lineage: Eukaryota; Metazoa; Chordata; Mammalia; Rodentia; Muridae
Gene: Zbtb8a
Product: zinc finger and BTB domain containing 8A
Exons: 5
Coding region: 457-1782 (441 amino acids)
Biological process (GO): regulation of transcription by RNA polymerase II
Molecular function (GO): RNA polymerase II cis-regulatory region sequence-specific DNA binding; DNA-binding transcription factor activity, RNA polymerase II-specific; protein binding
Source: RefSeq, a predicted model, not a curated record
UUCCCAACGUAAAGUACAAUUUAAAAAUUUUAAGCUCCCGAGUAAAAGAAUGAUCGGCAGUCAACUGCUGGGGAACCUGGGCGCCCCAGUGCCUGCGGAGUGUGCAGUCGGGUGUGGGCACGGACAGGGGGAGUGGGCGAGGCUGCUGGUUGGUGCCUGAAAUCUGUGCGUUGCCCCUUUAAUUGUGUCCUCAGCCCUCGGGCGUUUCUGUCCAACGCCCACGUCAGCAAAUACCUUUUGUUUCUCCCACGUUGGGGCUACUUGUUUUAGGGCGCAAAGCCUCGGCUUCGGAAGGGGGUGCUUCCCCUACCGAGAACCGGGAAUCGCUCCGCAGAGCGCACGACCGAGCGAGCGAGCGAGCGGCCAGAGCCCCGCGACGCUCCGGUGUCUGUGAACUUGUUGGCUUGAAGUUCUUCCUGUUUGCCCUUCAACAGUCUUAAGGUUUCACACUCCAGAAUGGAGAUCUCCUCUCACCAGUCUCACCUCCUGCAGCAGCUGAAUGAGCAGCGCAGACAGGACGUGUUCUGUGACUGCAGCAUUCUAGUGGAGGGCAAGGUCUUCAAAGCGCAUCGGAACGUGUUGUUCGCGAGCAGUGGCUAUUUUAAAAUGCUGCUUUCUCAGAACUCAAAGGAGGCCAGCCAGCCAGCCACGGCCACGUUUCAGACCUUCUCCCCCGAGACCUUCACCGUCAUCCUGGACUUUGUCUACUCCGGCAAACUCUCUCUUACUGGACAGAACGUGAUAGAAGUGAUGUCUGCCGCCAGCUUCCUUCAGAUGACGGACGUCAUUAGUGUGUGUAAGACUUUCAUUAAGUCUUCCUUGGACAUUAGUGAGAAAGAGAAAGAUCGCUAUUUCAGCCUCUCGGAUAAGGACGCUGGCUCUAAUGGAGUAGAGCCUUCCUCCUUUUACAGUAGCGGCUGGCAGGAGGAAAGCGGCUCCCCCCGCUCUCGCCUGAGCUCAGACCAAGGACCCGGUACAGCAAGUGGCAAGCCAUGGAACAAGUACAGUUACCUCCCAGCCUCCCAGAGGAGUCCUCAACAACCGCUGGUCAAACACGAACAAAGAAAGGACCCCAUGAAGAAGACCAAGCAUUUGAGACUGCCACAGCCAUCUGAAGCUGUUCAGUUUAAGUCCGGCAAAGGAGACGCUCGGACAGCCGACCCCGGCAACCACCUUUCCCAGUCUGAAGAGCAGGCACAGGUUGAUGCUGACGUGGAUUGUGUUCCUGCCGGUUACCAGUACAGCCAAGGGCCUGAUGUCACAUCCAGGAGCUUUCCAGAUGGUCUGUCCAGGCUGCGAUUCAAAUGCCCAUACUGCACACAUGUGGUGAAGCGGAAGGCGGACCUCAAGCGCCACCUGCGCUGUCACACAGGAGAGAGGCCCUACCCAUGUCAGGCUUGUGGGAAACGAUUUAGCAGGCUCGACCAUCUGAGCAGCCAUUUCCGAACAAUUCACCAGGCAUGCAAACUCAUCUGCAGGAAAUGCAAACGUCACGUGACCGACCUCACAGGGCAAGUGGUCCAGGAGGGAACCAGGCGCUACAGACUGUGUAACGAGUGCCUCGCUGAGGUAGACGUGGACAGCCUCCCUGUGGACCUGGAAGCUGAGCGACACCGCGUGUCCCCGGCUGACGGAGAUCAGGAUUGCCGGUGGCACCUGAGCGAAGAAGAGACCAGAUCCAACGGGGAGGUGGUAGAGGACGGGUCUUCCGGUCUGGUCAUACAACAGGUCGAUGAUAGUGAGGAGGAAGAAGAAAAAGAAAUAAAACCCAGCAUCGCGUAGCCUGGAGAGGAGUGACCUGUCAGAGCUGGCUUGCCUGCACCGUACACAGACAUCCUGUGUCUCUCGAAGGGCAGAGCCCGGUUAAUAGGUUUCUUCUACUGACUUAGAAGCAACCUGGUGUGACUUGCAUGCUUUCUGAAUAGGCCACGGAAUCCAUUCUGCACUUUGCUGCUGCACUGGGAAGAUCUUGCUUGCUUUGGCAUGACAGAUGAUCAGUUACCCUUUUCUGUUAUUACAGAUAUCAUUUUCUUUAAAUAUUGGAAAAAUCUAGCAAACUUUUUUGACUAAAAUAUUUUAAAUAAAUCUAUCACAAAACUUUAAGACAAUCUUAUUACAUUUUCAUUUAUUCGCUUUGUUUUGGGGGUGUGGACACAUGCUGGGACACUUGUGGAAGUCAAGAAGAAAAUUUGUAGAAGUUGACUCCUUCUGUCGUGUGAGGUGGAAUUCAGGUUA